Molecule: messenger RNA, 762 nt
Organism: Penicillium angulare
Lineage: Eukaryota; Fungi; Ascomycota; Eurotiomycetes; Eurotiales; Aspergillaceae
Product: glutathione S-transferase family protein
Exons: 3
Coding region: 1-762 (253 amino acids)
Source: RefSeq, a predicted model, not a curated record
AUGUCUGGUCCAAACAUCACCCUUUAUACAGCACAGACCCCCAAUGGGAUCAAGAUCUCCAUCGCAUUGGAGGAGCUUGGAUUGCCCUACAAGGUCCAGAAACUCGACUUUUCCAAGAACGAGCAAAAAGAGGACUGGUUCCUCGAGAUUAACCCCAAUGGCCGUAUCCCAGCCUUGACCGACGAAUUCACAGAUGGCCAGAAGAUCCAUCUGUUCGAGUCCGGUGGUAUCAUGCAGUACCUAGUGGAACAGUACGAUACCGACCAUAAGAUCUCCUUCCCCAAGGGAACCCGCGAACAUUUUGAAAUGAACAACUGGCUGUUCUUCCAAAAUGCUGGUGUUGGUCCAAUGCAGGGCCAGGCCAAUCAUUUUGCACGAUAUGCCCCUGAGAGAAUUGAAUAUGGUGUGAACCGAUACGUCAACGAGACUCGUCGGCUUUACGGCGUACUUGACAAGCACCUUGAGAAAUCCAAGUCCGGAUAUCUGGUCGGUGACCAUGUGUCCAUUGCCGAUAUUUCACACUGGGGAUGGGUCGCCGCCGCAGGGUGGCCUGGUAUUGAUAUUGAUGAGUUUCCUAACCUGAAAGCCUGGGAGGAGCGCAUGGCACAGCGUGAAGCCACGGAGAAGGGGCGCCAUGUCCCCACCCCGCAUACCAUUAAGGAUCUUCUUAAAGAUAAGGCGGCCGUGGAGAAAUAUGCCGCUGAGAGCAAGUCAUGGAUUCAGCAAGGAAUGAAGGAAGAUGCAAAGGAAAGCAAGGUCUAG